AUGUGGGCGCUGCUUGUUGCCUUGGCCGCUUGUGGAGGCAGCGGCGUGUCACUCUGCGGUUGGCGCGGUUUUUUCUUGCCAAGACUUCCGCCUCGAAAGUUGGCGAGGGAUCUUGUUUGUCCACCGCCGGAGUGCAAAACUGCAAGGGCAGUGCGUGAACCGAGGCGGGGAGGUCAAAACCACCACAGGAGCCGCGGGCCUGAUCCCAGGGUGCUGACAUCAAAAAUCUCACGGGCCGAAUCUGCAGCUGCAAUCCUCGACCUUCUGGCUGCGGAGAUAAACAGUGAGAUCUUCAACGACUUCCACAUGUCCGCAGCCUUCUGCCGAUUGGCUAAAUUCAGCCAACAACGUCGGCUCAGCCAGGCAGAUGCACGCAACCGAAUUUGGUCCCAGUUGAUGGCACGGCUACGCGGCAUGCUCAUGGAGGACGCCUUGAGUGCACGCGUUGCUGCAAAUGUAUUCUGGGCCAACGGCGAACUUUAUGAAAAAGUGCGGGGAGGCGAAGCCACACUGCUUGCAGAGCUGGGAAAGUAUGUCCAAUCCAAAUCCCAUGCCAUGAAGGUGCAGGAGCUAUCAAACUGCUUGUUGGCUGGAGCGAAGCUAGGACGUGCUUUCCCCGAGGUAGAGGACAUGAAGCCUCAAGAAAUGUCAAACAGCCUGUGGGCAGCGGCAACACUGCAAGAUGCCGCACCGAAUGUUCUGAAGGCCGUGCCGUCCAUUGCAGCUCGCGUGUCUCGACGAGCAGGAGACAUGGAUCCUCAAGCGCUGUCCAACAGCCUUUGGGCCGCUGCGAGACUGCAAGAGGACGUACCGGAGAUCUUGACGGCUGUGCCAGCUAUUGCAGCCAAUGUUCGGCACAAGGCCAAUGCCAUGAUCCCUCAACAUUUGGCAAACAGCUUGUGGGCCGUAGCCAAGUUGCAAGAUUCAUCACCGGAUGUGAUGAAUGCUGUGCCGGCCAUUGUAGCCCGAAUACCUGACAAGGUAGGGGGCAUGAUCCCCCAGGCUUUGUCGAACAUCUUCUGGGCAGCCGCAGCGUUGCAAGAUGCAGCACCCAAGGUGCUAAAAGCCGUGCCAGCCACUGCAUCUGGAAUCUCUCGACGGGCAGGAGACAUGGAUCCUCAGGCGCUGUCCAAUAGCCUUUGGGCAGCUGCGAGACUGCAAGAUGACGUGCCGGAGGUGCUAACAGCCGUUCCGGCUGUGGCAGAGUGCAUCCCUUCAAAGGUGGGAGACAUGGUUCCGCAAGCACUCUCAAACAGCUUGUGGGCAACUGCAAAGUUGCAAGAUGUGGCACCAGGAGUCCUUGUGGCAUUGCGUGUCCUCGCCAAACACACGACCUUAAAGCUGGUGGACAUGGACCUUCAGGGGUUGCGAAUGUCUCUGUGGGCUGCUUCAGAGCUUGGAGAGGAUGAGCUAGAAGAGCAUAUCAAGGAGGAGCUUUCCAAACGCAAGCAGUAG
Molecule: messenger RNA, 1455 nt
Organism: Symbiodinium pilosum
Lineage: Eukaryota; Dinophyceae; Suessiales; Symbiodiniaceae
Source: the annotation of a GenBank genome assembly